This is a messenger RNA of Salvia splendens (bonfire salvia), 1187 nucleotides long. Its product is annotated as PRA1 family protein A1. The transcript is spliced from 8 exons. The record is from RefSeq and is a predicted model, not a curated record. Lineage: Eukaryota; Viridiplantae; Streptophyta; Magnoliopsida; Lamiales; Lamiaceae. The coding region runs from base 231 to 860 and encodes 209 amino acids. Gene Ontology annotation, cellular component: membrane.
UCUGGACAGAAUACAUGAGUUUCGAUUUUUCAUUUAGGGGAAAAUGCAAAGAACUCUAAAAUUCACAUUUGAAUUUUAGAUUCAUAAAUUUUUUAUUUGAUGAAUUUGGUGCAAUUUACCGUUUUCCUUUUCUCUACCUAACUACAAUCGGAAUUUUGUUUGUUUUCAUUUUCGCCUAAGUUUCGUCGCCCGCGAUCAGCCGGAUUGAAGAGUUUCCGAAUCGAUUUUUGAUGGAUUGGAGUAAUGUGACGGCGGAGGAUCUGGUGGAGGCGUUGCGAGAAGUGGACUGGUCGUCGCCGCCGCGUCCGUUGUCGGAAUUCUUCUCCCGAUUCACCGUGCCUCGCUCCCACGCCAAAUGGAGCAGUCGCCUCAAAUGCAAUCUCUACUACUACAGAACUAAUUAUUUCUUGAUGAUCAUUUUCAUUCUUGGGUUGGGAUUUCUUAGAAGGCCGCUUGCUAUUGUUGCUGCGCUGAUGACUGCUCUGAGUAUAGGAUUUCUGAACGAUAGUUUUGCAGCUACUUUCAGUGAAAAGAUCACAAGAUUUGUCCGGCAGUUUUCUCCCCAUUUAGCUGCUAAACUUAGAGCUCCCCUUUCGCCUGUUAUUCGGGGGCGCCCUUCUAAAAAGCGAACAAUAUAUAUAUGUGGACGGCCUCGAUGGGUAUUUGUUUUAGCAUUUUCUGCAGUUAGUUUCUUCCUAUGGAUUGUUUCUUGCGGUGCUCGUAUGGUCUUGUUGGCACUUUCUAUUGGCCUUCUCGCCACAGUGCUUCAUGCAAGCUUUAGGACACCAAACCUGAAAGCUCGUCUGAACACAUUCCGCGAAGAAUUCCGUGCUGUUUGGCGCAAUUAUAGUGAGCUGUAGCAUGACUGAGAAAAUGCGCUUGCCAACUGGUGAUUUUGCAAGCAGUGACUGCUACUAUCUCCAGAUUAGUAGGAUGCUGUAAAUUUCUUUAGUUCCUUGUCAGUAAAUCGGCAUUUUAAUAAUAUGCCUUUGAAAAAUAUUUGUGGCUAAAUUUCUUACAAACUAGCCUCUCAUCUCUCAUACUUUGGGACUUAUUUGGUAGACAACACCAGACCAAAUUAAGUGAUUAUAAUACUUGUUAAGGAUUACUUUUGAAUAGUUAGACCAAAUACAACUUGUUCAUCAACUUUGUUUUAAAAAUAGCAAAGUUUGACAUAAAAAGCAUAA